GUCCUUCAUGAUUAAUGUCUCAUGAAUCCCACUAAAUGGAUAGAGAUGGGUUGCAGAUGAAACACAGACGUGAACAUAACUGAGGAAUUGAUGAGCUAGCGUUGGGAUAUCUGGACAUUUAUCAGGAUGACAAGUCCAGUGCAGGAUUCACACAGGCUGUCUGUGAAAACAUGGAUAGAGGACGAGAGUGAGCCAGCUGACAGCACACUCAGCAGAGCACAGUCAAUGUGUGAUGACACUUCUUCGGAGCUUCAGAGAAUGGCGGCCAUUGAAAGAAGAGACAUUCAUUCCCAGAAUUCCUUGCAAGGGCGAGGUGCUCUAUCCAGGAUAGUCAGUAUGGUGAUGACUCUGAGAGAAUGGGCCCAUAAGAGUUUGGCAGAAGAGACGGAGCGUCCCGAUUCCUUCUUGGAGCGUUUCAGAGGCCCCGCCAACACGGACGAACAAGCCCCGCCCAGCAGGUUCAGCCACAGCCAAAAUGGCUCUGAUGCAGAUCAUGAAAUCAGACGCUCCAGAAGCAUGAGGAGGAAGUGUAAAGUGGAGGUCUUAUCACCAUCUGAUGACGCCUACUACCACUGGCUGAUUGUGAUUGGUGCUGCUGUUUUUUAUAACUGGACCCUACUGGUUGUCAG
This is a messenger RNA of Notothenia coriiceps (black rockcod), 629 nucleotides long. Its product is annotated as cyclic nucleotide-gated cation channel-like. The record is from RefSeq and is a predicted model, not a curated record. The annotation marks the transcript as partial. The transcript has 5 exons. NCBI's taxonomy places the organism in Eukaryota, Metazoa, Chordata, Actinopteri, Perciformes, Nototheniidae.